This is a messenger RNA of Talaromyces marneffei, 1527 nucleotides long. RefSeq lists its product as uncharacterized. The transcript is spliced from 4 exons. Lineage: Eukaryota; Fungi; Ascomycota; Eurotiomycetes; Eurotiales; Trichocomaceae. The record is from RefSeq and is a predicted model, not a curated record. Bases 1 to 1527 code for a protein of 508 amino acids.
AUGACAGACAUUGCAGAAGUGGAUGGCUAUCCUUCGUUAGAAGCUCAAGCCUUUGUGAACAACAUCUUUGACCAAUAUAAAAAUGCUGAUGAUACGCUCGCAAAAAAGCUUGGGGAGCUGAAUCUCAACAAUCGCCGGCGACUGAACGAGCACUCUAGUGGAUCUAAGGCAGAGAAACCUGCUGAAACACAUGUGAGAGUAUCAGGUUUCAAUAGUAUCGUUACAUUCGACGAGUCGAACGAGCAGGUUUACGUCCCAAUACCAUUUCAUUAUGGCGAUGAUUGGAGUCCCAACAACAAUGGCUCCAAGAUUCCAAGACGAAAAGAAAGCAAUGCCUAUGUGCCUCCAGCACCCUGGCAAGUACGGCUUGAAGCACCGUUCAAAUGCGCACUGUGUAAGAAAAUCGUUACUCUCAGAGGCCACGAGGCAUGGAUGAUACAUGUGUAUGCAGAUCUAAAAUCGUACAUCUGCAUACACCCUCUGUGCAACCAAUCAUUCGAGUACUACCACCUCUGGGUCGAGCAUGUCUUGACCAGUCAUUUUCCAGGACUGAAACGAUAUUGUCUCUAUUGCAACGCCGAGAUAAACAGCACAGACCGAACUUCCACACGCAAUGCAUUCGUGGAGCAUCUGGUUUAUAAUCACUGGGACAGCCUGAGUGAUACCGAACGCACCGCUGCAACCCUGGACACCGAGAGAUUUGUCCUUGCUCCGUUCAAUUCGUUUCCUUGUGGUAUUUGUCGACGAACAAACUGGAAGACAUGGUUUGAGUUUGCAGCACAUAUGGCCCGCCACUUGGAAGAGAUCUCACUGGCAGCUCUUCCAGAUCAUAUGUAUUCACUCGAUGAAAGCCCAGCUGCCAGGAAGCAACUCCAUAAGAAACGUCGGCAGGAUGCUCCAAAGGAAAAUGUCGAUAAUUUAGAGCUAAGUCUCAACAGAAGACAGCACAAGCCCGAUGAAGACGAAGAAGAGAGUGAUUUAAGUGAAGAAGAUCCAGAGUACGUCAGGGUAGACCGAGAGCUAACCAAAGCACCAUUACCAUCAGUCAAAAAGCCGCAUCGGGGCAGUCUCCGGCCUCGGAAAGUGCAUGAGAAAGUCAAAGAAAGCAAGCAAGAUCAAGACGAACAAGAAGAGCCAACCUCAUCUCCUCAUGUCAAGUUCGAAGAUAAAAGUCGGGAUCGCAACCAUCGAAAACAUGCAUCGCACAACCCUUCACCGUCUAAGGGCAAAGGUUCCAAGAAUCAACCUGUUCAGCAGUAUCCUAGCGAGGAUACCAGGCUGGAUGCAAUGAGAUCUUAUUAUAAAGCCUAUCAAGAGCGAUAUGAACAGCUGAAAGCAGGUGGUCAAGGUUACGAAAAUUAUGGAUAUCCAUCAGCACACGCAUAUCCAAAUUACUAUAGAGGAGGCUACCCUUAUGCCGUAGGGGGAUAUGAUAAUAGACUCCUGUAUUCGGGGCACAGCAACGACCAUUCUAAUUGUCGCUGUCAGACAUGUGCCGCGAUGCGCGAAGACUACCUUGGUGAAUGA